Messenger RNA from Vanrija pseudolonga, 1503 nucleotides. RefSeq names its product L-galactonate dehydratase. NCBI's taxonomy places the organism in Eukaryota, Fungi, Basidiomycota, Tremellomycetes, Trichosporonales, Trichosporonaceae. Bases 1 to 1503 code for a protein of 500 amino acids. The record is from RefSeq and is a predicted model, not a curated record. Gene Ontology annotation, molecular function: hydro-lyase activity; magnesium ion binding. Gene Ontology annotation, biological process: carbohydrate catabolic process; amino acid catabolic process. The transcript has 5 exons.
AUGUCGGGCAAGAUCACCCACUUCAGCGUCCAUGACAUCCGCUUCCCUACCAACAUCACGGGCGAUGGCACGGACGCGAUGAACAAGGAGUGCGACUACUCGGCCGCCUACAUCAUCGUGCACACUGACGCCGGGCUCGAGGGACGCGGCAUGACCUUCACCAUCGGCCGCGGAAACGAGAUUGUCUGCUUCGCCAUCAACGAGAUCGCUAAGCGCAUCGUCGGCAAGGACGCCGACGAGAUCUUUGCCGACAUGGGCGCGUUCUGGAACUUUUUGGUCGCCGACCCGCAGCACCGCUGGCUCGGCCCCGAGAAGGGCGUGAUCCACCUCGCGACGGCCGCCGUGUCCAACGCGCUGUGGGACAUGUUCGCCAAGGCGCGUGGCAAGCCGCUCUGGAAGCUGAUUGUGGACUUUACCCCCGAGGAGUUCGUCAAGGCGACUGCGUUCCGGUACAUCACGGACGCGAUCACGCCUGAGGAGGCGCUCGCCCUCCUCAAGGAGAAGGAGGCCACCAAGGCGGCGCGCGAGGCCAACGUCAUCGAGAAGGGAUACCCCGCAUACACUACCUCUGUCGGCUGGCUGGGCUACGACGACGCCAAGGUCGAGCGUCUGACCAAGGAGGCGCUCGCGCAGGGCUUCAACCACUUCAAGCUCAAGGUGGGCGCCGACCCGGCCGACGACCUGCGCCGCGGGCUGCUCAUCCGCUCCAUCAUCGACAACCCGGCCAACAUCCCCGCUGGGCGUACGGUCGACCCCGCGUCGAUCGAGGGCAAGAACGCCGGCCCGACCGGCUGCGUGCUCAUGGUCGACGCCAACCAGGUGUGGGACGUGCCCCAGGCGAUCGAGUACAUGGGCAAGCUGGAGCCGCUCAAGCCGUGGUUUAUCGAGGAGCCCACGGCGCCCGACGACGCGGUGGGCCACGCGGCGAUCCGCAAGGCGCUCAAGCCGCUCAACAUCGGCGUCGCGACAGGCGAGCACGCGCACAACCGCAUGACGUUCAAGCAGCUCCUCCAGCUCGACGCGAUCGACGUGUGCCAGAUCGACUCGUGCCGCGUCGGCGGCGUCAACGAGAUCCUCGGCAUCCUGCUCAUGAGCGCAAAGUACGGCGUGCCCGUGUGCCCGCACGCCGGCGGCGUGGGACUGUGUGCGAUGGUCAUUCACCUCAUUCUGAUCGACUACAUCGCCGUCUCGGGCAGCAUGGAGCGCAAUGUUCUCGAGUGGAUCGACCACCUCCACGAGAACUUCAAGUACCCCCCAAGCGUCAACGCGCAGGGACGGUACAAUGUCCCCCUCGAGGCGCAGUGUGGAUACUCGGUCGACUUCUUGGACGAGGCCAUCGCAGAGUUCACGUUCCCAGAGGGAACCUACUGGACGACGCGCGCCGCCGCCGAGGCCAAGGCCGCCAAGCUCAACGGUGCCAACGGCGCUACCGCCAACGGCCACGCAAACGGCAACGGAGUGGCCGUCAACGGACACGCGAACGGCCACGCCAACGGCCACUAA